Molecule: messenger RNA, 3269 nt
Organism: Anguilla rostrata (American eel)
Lineage: Eukaryota; Metazoa; Chordata; Actinopteri; Anguilliformes; Anguillidae
Product: ATP-citrate synthase-like
Exons: 23
Coding region: 407-3217 (936 amino acids)
Biological process (GO): tricarboxylic acid cycle; fatty acid biosynthetic process; acetyl-CoA biosynthetic process
Cellular component (GO): cytosol
Molecular function (GO): ATP citrate synthase activity
Source: RefSeq, a predicted model, not a curated record
GCCAGUUACACGAAGUUAACAUGAUCGUGAGUUGGGGGUAUAGACAAGCAUAUUGGUUGGGAGUGUGGUGGGUGUGAGCCGUGUAACCAGAUGACCACGUGGGGUGGACUGAGCCAAUCGUGGAUGGGAGUUAUUCGGUCAUUGCAUCGGCAGACUGCGCGAAGAAUGAAAACCUGGACGGACUGUUAAAAAGUACCAUAAGCUCAGUUGACAAUCCGACGGAAAGGUGAGGUACCGACCAGUUCUUACACAGUUAACGAUCGGAAGGCUUUGAUAACUAAUAGUGGCUGUAAUUGUCAGCUACGUUACUGCUUUCCGACUCGUGGUUCUAGUCAUUUCUUACCAAGAACAGGUUGUAAACGAGCCUCCACCCGUAUCCCAGGAUUCUCUGCUGAGCUGAGCAGCCAUGUCGGCCAAAGCCGUGUCGGAGCAGACGGGGAAGGAGCUGCUGUACAAACACAUCUGCACCGCUGCGGCCGUGCAGAACCGCUUCAGGUGUGCCAGCGUGACGCCCCACACCGACUGGGCCCAGCUGAGCCAGGACCACCCCUGGCUGCUCACCGAGAGGCUGGUGGUGAAGCCGGAUCAGCUGAUCAAGCGGCGUGGGAAGCUGGGCCUGGUGGGCGUGAACCUGGACCUGAGGGGCGUGCAGGAGUGGCUGAAGCCCCGCCUCCUGAAGGAGACCAUGGUGGGGAAGACUAAGGGCAUCCUGAAAAACUUCCUCAUCGAGCCCUUUGUGCCUCAUAAGCAGGAUGAGGAGUUCUAUGUGUGUAUCUAUGCGGCGCGGGAGGGGGACUACGUGCUCUUCCACCACGAGGGCGGGGUGGACGUGGGGGACGUGGACUCCAAGGCCCAGAAGCUGCUGGUGGGCGUGGCCGAGCAGCUGGGCGAGGACGCGGUGAAGAGCCGGCUGCUGGCCCAUGUCAGGCCCGACAGGAAGGAUGCCCUGGCCAGCUUCAUCACCGGACUCUUCCACCUCUACGAGGACCUGUACUUCACCUACCUGGAGAUCAAUCCCCUGGUGGUGACCCAGAGUGGCGUGUUCGUGCUGGACAUGGCGGCCAAGAUUGACGCCACAGCAGACUACAUCUGCAAGGCCAAGUGGGGCGACCUGGAGUUCCCCCCUCCCUUUGGGAGAGAGGCCUACCCUGAGGAGGCCUACAUUGCUGACCUGGAUGCUAAGAGCGGGGCCAGUCUGAAGCUCACCCUGCUGAACCCACAGGGAAGGAUCUGGACCAUGGUGGCUGGGGGAGGGGCCUCUGUGGUGUACAGUGACACCAUCUGUGACCUGGGCGGGGUCGAUGAGCUGGCCAAUUACGGGGAGUAUUCCGGAGCCCCCAGCGAGCAGCAGACCUACGACUACGCCAAGACCAUCCUGUCCCUCAUGACCCGCGGGAAACACCCGGAUGGGAAAGUCCUCAUCAUCGGAGGAAGCAUAGCGAACUUCACCAAUGUGGCGGCUACGUUUAAGGGCAUCGUGAGGGCCAUACGGGACUACCAGGGGCCCCUGAAGGAACACGAGGUCAGCAUUUUUGUGCGACGGGGCGGGCCCAACUACCAGGAGGGGCUGAGAGUGAUGGGGGAAGUGGGUAAAACCACCGGCAUUCCCAUCCACGUCUUCGGCACGGAGACCCACAUGACUGCCAUCGUCGGCAUGGCGCUGGGCCACCGGCCAAUCCCCAAUCAGCCCCCCAUGGCUGCCCACACCGCCAACUUCCUGCUCAACUCCGGCAGCUCCUCGACCCCGGUCACCAGCAGGACCUCUUCCUUCUCUGAGCCCAAACCUGGCAGCGGGGCGUCUCCCUCAAAAACAGCCAAACCGGGCUUCCCCCCAGCCAAAGCCUCCACUCUGUUCAGUGAGCACACCAAGUCCAUCGUGUGGGGCAUGCAGACGCGGGCUGUGCAGGGCAUGCUGGACUUCGACUACGUGUGCUCCCGCGAGGAGCCGUCCGUGGCCGCCAUGUUGUACCCCUUCACCGGGGACCACAAGCAGAAGUUCUACUGGGGACACAAGGAGAUCCUGCUGCCGGUGUAUAAGAACAUGGGCGACGCCAUGAAGAAGCACCCGGAGGUGGACGUGCUCAUCAGCUUCGCCUCCCUGCGCUCCGCCUUCGACAGCACCAUGGAAACCAUGCAGUACCCCCAGAUUCACACCAUCGCCAUCAUUGCUGAGGGCAUCCCUGAAGCCCAGACCAGGAAACUGAUCAAAAGGGCAGAUGAGAGGGGCGUCACCAUCAUUGGCCCGGCAACGGUGGGCGGAAUCAAGCCGGGCUGCUUUAAGAUCGGGAACACGGGGGGCAUGCUGGAUAACAUCCUGGCCUCCAAGCUGUACCGGCCCGGCAGCGUGGCCUACGUGUCCCGCUCCGGAGGCAUGUCCAACGAGCUCAACAACAUCAUCUCCCGAACCACCGACGGGGUCUACGAGGGCGUGGCCAUCGGGGGCGACAGGUAUCCUGGCUCCACGUUCAUGGAGCACGUGCUGCGCUACCAGGACACCCCCGGAGUGAAAAUGAUUGUGGUUCUGGGAGAGAUCGGAGGAACAGAGGAAUACAAGAUCUGCCAGGGAAUUCGGAAGGGCAGGAUCACCAAGCCGGUGGUGUGCUGGUGCAUCGGGACGUGCGCCACCCUGUUCACCUCUGAGGUGCAGUUUGGCCACGCCGGGGCCUGUGCCAACCAGGCCUCUGAGACAGCAGUGGCUAAGAACCAGGCCCUGAAGGAGGCAGGUGCCUUCGUUCCCAAGAGCUUCGACGAGUUGGGAGACCUCAUCAAGACUGUUUACGAAGACCUUGUUGCCAAGGGAACCAUUGUUCCUGCAGCGGAGGUACCCCCUCCAACGGUGCCAAUGGACUAUUCCUGGGCACGGGAGCUGGGUAUGAUCAGGAAGCCCGCCUCCUUCAUGACCAGUAUCUGUGACGAGCGGGGCCAGGAGCUGCUAUAUGCUGGCAUGCCGAUCACGGAGGUGUUCAAGGAGGAGAUGGGCCUGGGAGGAGUUCUGGGGCUCCUGUGGUUCCAGAGGAGGUUGCCGCGCUAUGCCUGCCAGUUCAUUGAGAUGUGCCUCAUGGUGACGGCGGAUCACGGCCCGGCGGUUUCCGGCGCACACAACACCAUCGUCUGCGCCCGUGCCGGCAAGGACCUCAUCUCCAGCCUGACCUCCGGCCUCCUGACCAUCGUAAGGCCCCCGCUAGCUCCUGCAGAGGCACUGUUCCCUUUGAUUUAGGAGAGACCCCCGCUAGCUCCUGCAGAGGCACUGUUCCCUUUGAUUUAGGAGA